AGAAGUUGGUCUGCAAACCGUCCACCUCUUCCAUAAUUUCUCAUUCAAUGAAUCUAUUUUUCUUCAAGGUGUACGGUGAAUCUGCUGUUAAAUAGAAUGGCUUACUUCUUUUUCCUCCUUGAUGACGUGAAAACCUGGCGAUGUAGCACCACCGAAGUUCAUCUGCUUAGAUUUUGGGAGGCAGAGCCGUUUAAGCAAGCACCAGCACUGGCUGAGGAAUGUAAAGAGAGGCGGCGAGCUGACAUGCUCCUCCUGGACGUAGAGGCCUGUUCGAUUUAUGCCGAAAGCGGGGUGAGCGGGUUUGACGUGACACCGAUCAACCCCAACUACAAACUGUCCAACUCUCCUCCAUCAAUACGUUUCAGUGACUUGACCGACUUUGACGAAAUAACAGAACCGGUGAGCUCGAUUCCUCAAGAGCUCUUCCAGUUCUCCGAUUACGAACAGCUCCAACACAUCUUCCUGGUCACUCUCUCAAACUCUUCUACUCCCGCUUUACAAUCUAACUCUGUUUUAUAUUUCAAAUGCUCAUUUCUUACACCAAAUAUUAUUGGUGAAUUAACGGCCAUUAGGAGUACUGUGAAUGACUCCUCAUAAGGCAAAUAAUGUGUAAUGUCUACCAUCCGAAUCAGCAGCUUUGUCUUAAC
Molecule: messenger RNA, 647 nt
Organism: Brassica oleracea var. oleracea
Lineage: Eukaryota; Viridiplantae; Streptophyta; Magnoliopsida; Brassicales; Brassicaceae
Exons: 3
Coding region: 97-597 (166 amino acids)
Source: RefSeq, a predicted model, not a curated record